UGUCGUCUGCUAAUCAGUCAGUUGUGCCUGCAAUCUCGUGCGUCACUUUGCGCUCUCUUCAUCAUCCCCAUAUGAUAGUUACAUUUUCUUGAGUUUCCUAACUGUGGAGAUAGGAAUGUUUGUCAAAAUGAGGACUUUGAUUCCCGGCCUUUUCUCUUUCAUAUAUUUUAAUGAAUUUAUGAGAGUUUGUGGUACAUUGACAACUUUAGAGCAAGUAACAGGCAUGAUGGGAGAAAUGGUCACUUUGGAGUGUGAAUAUGUCAACCCUCCUGGCCGGAAGUGGUACGUCAUCCAGUGGAAGAGGAGAAACAAUGGAACGGAUCCAAAAACCAUUGUCACGCUACAAAACAACUUCUUAACAGAGGACACAAAGCCUUUAGGAGCCUCAUGGAACGAUAACCUUGACCCAGGUUUUCGCAGCCGGGCAAGGACAAAUAUUCGACAGGAUGAAAAUGGCUUGAAGUUUAACCUUGAGAUCUACAACUUCGGUUGUAACGACAGGGGACUAUAUUCGUGUGAAAUGAUUGGGGAUAUCUCUGCCACAUCAUUGACCAAGCUUGUUCUCAACGCCAAUCCCGGGACACCCGUCAUCAACAAUGACGUCAUUAUUGUGGAAGAGAACACCACGUGCGAGUUAGAAUGUGAAGUUUUGGCGGGACUUCCCCCCGUCAAUCUGAUUUGGCUCAUCUCUACCCCUGACAGUUCCAAGUAUGAGCCAAUAGAUAAUCUCCCAAAACAAAUUGUCAAGCGGGGCCCGGAUUGCCGACCCAGGGUCAUUCAGCAUGUGCAGUUGAUGAUUACUAAAGAAAACAGUGACUAUAAAGGUAGAGUUAUGAAAGCUCAUCUGUUUAGAUGUCAGGUUGAUAGCAGUACUCCUGAUGUCUACUCUGAAGAUUUAUAUGAUGAAGUUCAAGUCAAAAUACCUGACCCCGUUCUCCCAUCUUCCCCUGCCUAUACACUGGCUUGUGCAGAAGAAGAGUGCCUAUCAGAUGGACCAAUAAUAGACAAUAGACAUAACAGUGCAGCUAUAACAUUUUCGUCAAUUAUUCCAUCCGUUGUCUCCAUGAUCAUUUGCAUAAUUUUAUGACGUCAUAUGCACCGUCACGAUAAUGGAAUUCAAGGGAAGUCGUUCUUUGCACGGGCAAGUGCCAUUGGAUGCCUGUGACAGUGAAAAUAGAUGUUUAACUCUCAGAAAUCCAAUAACUAUAAAAUUAUUAAGAGUGUAUUUAUUUUUGCGUGCAUGGUUUGAAAGAGUGUGACUUGUUUAAUUUAAAAAAAUGAAAUGUGUUGUACUUGAUCUCAACAUAUCCACUACAAAUCACGACAGUUACUUGGAUAUUCAUAUGAUGCAUUGUUCAUAAACUCAACUGCAGCAAUCUCUUUCAUCAUCAUGAAUGUGUGGAUGUCUAAGUUAGUAUUACUGAGUGGUUCAUUGUAAAUGUUCUUGCGAUUACAUGUUCCUGUAUGACAUGAAUGUAGAUAACAUGAAUUUGAAUUGUUACAUCACAAAUGUUGUGUAAUUUUAAUAUUUAUUUGACAAUGGUUAAAAAAAAAACACGAUGCAUUUUACCAGUAUGCCCCGGUGUAUAUUUUCUACUCAAGGGAUUAGAAUGAAUUAUGUAGUGUUUUGGAAUCUCAUUGUUGCCAUUUUUUUAUUACCCAUUCUACAAAGGUAGCACUUAGUUUACUUAAGUGUAUUAUCAAUUUAAUACUCAGUGGAUGCAAUGAAUGAGUCGAUUUUAUAUUCUUAGAUUUUGUAUGAAAUGUAGUUGAGAAUUCUUUUAAAAAGUUAACAAAAUAAACUUGAAAAUUCGA
Saccostrea cuccullata (small rock oyster) is the source of this 1815-nucleotide messenger RNA. RefSeq lists its product as uncharacterized. Bases 116 to 1087 code for a protein of 323 amino acids. The transcript has 6 exons. The record is from RefSeq and is a predicted model, not a curated record. Lineage: Eukaryota; Metazoa; Mollusca; Bivalvia; Ostreida; Ostreidae.